AUGCCUAAUUUGCCUCCAUUUUUUAAUGGAAAGAUUAGUGGUGUUUUAAUAUUGUCUAUAUCGAAUAUAUCAUGGUAUGACAGUGUUGUAAAAAAUACCUAUGUACAAUUCGAAUGGACUGGAUGCCAAGAAAAACAAAAACUUUUUACAUCUAAAUAUUCUAAGAUUACUUAUGAUAUUCGAACAAGCUACAAAUCAUUUUUACACUAUCUAUCAACAUCCACAUUAAGAUGUUCAGUUAAAAAUUAUGAAAAUAAAACAUUAGCUCAUGCGACUAUGAUAAAUUUAUCAAUAGAUCAAGAUAACCAACUGAUAAAAACUUUACCACUAAUGAAUAAUGAGAAAAUAGUUGGCACUCUAAAAUUAUGUUUUAAUGUUCAAACAUUCAAUGAUACAUCAUUUGACAAUGAUAUAAAAAUGUUAAAACAAUUUGGAAUUCAAGAUGAAGUUUCAAAAACUUCAAAUGACAAAGAGUUUUAUUACUCUGAAAUAUUGAAACAUAGUAAAAAUGUAAAAGUUAGACCUAUUAGUUCUUCAUCAUUAAAGUCUAAUAAAAGCAAAGAAGAAUUAACUAGUGAUUAUUUAAUGGGCAAAAAUAUGGCUCCCGAUGAAGAAGAAGAGGCACUUAAUACAUUAAGAAUAAUGCCAAAUAACUCUACUGAAAGCUUAGUCAGUGCAGCUGAAAAAAUUGGUAUUUAUUCACCACCACAGUCCCCAUUACACAUUCAAGGCUGUGCCAAAGUUAUGGCAGUUAAAAAACAUGGCAUUAAAAAUAUAAAAACAAUACAAGAAAAUUUGAAGAAAUCUUGUGAAGAAUUCAAUAAAGGAGAAUUCAAAACCGACUUCUCUAAAAAGCUACGUAAAGUGCCUGUGCCAAAAGACGAUGUACAUUUACAUUUGUCAAUCCUUUCAGUUAAUGUUUAUCGCUCAGCUAAAUCCCUUCAAAAUUAUACUAACAGCACAUAUAUUGUACAGUGUCUUAAAGAUCAAGAACCAUAUAAAUUUCUGAGAUUCAUGACAAAACAUGUUAACGAUAAUACUAUAAAAUUUAAAAAUGUCACUCAGUCAUCACGUUUGGAAGGCAGUACUGCUAAAGGUGUCACCAUCAAAGUGUAUGUGAGACUUCUUAGCGAACGCUGCCCAAUAGUUUUGGGUGAAACAAAACAAAUGUUAGAUUGGACUGGAUUUUCAACUACUUUUAGUGUACCUCGAUUUAUAAAGGUUCCUAUAUGGAAUAACAAUAAAAUUACUGGACACUUGUCAUUGUCGUAUGAAUUUUCUAGAUCACCCAUAGUCCAAAAUUAUGAACCUAACUUUUCUGAAAAACAAGAAGACAUUUUAAUGGAUAAUAGUAAAGAAAAUCAUAAAAACGAACAGUGUAAACCUAAUGAAAUAUCUAAUCCAGUGGCUACUAUAAAUAAUAAAAAACUAGAAGAUUAUAAAGAUACCGUUUCAUAUCAGACAAAAGACCAAAUUUAUAUGUACAAUAGACUUUAUCCUGAAAGUAUUGAUGACAAUUUUGGAAGUCAAUUAAUGUUUAACGAAUUUCCAAAAAUAGUAUCAACUAAGGCAAUAAAAGAUAAAGAAAUUCAAACCAACUUUGAAGUUCGUCAAUUAAAUAAAUCUGUGCAAACUCAAAUAAAAACUUGCAAUGUUGCAAUACAAGUAAGUAGUGAUGAAUUAGAAGAUCCUUUGGAUAAAUCAAAUCAUUGCGAUGUACAAAAUAUAUUUCGGUGCACUCAUGAAUUCACACUUAAUAUUGAAAAAAAGUGUGAUUCAACAUUCAAUUAUGUAACUUAUCGAUUUCCAGAAUGUGUUACUAAUAAUAUUGGAAAAGUGGUUUCCAGUUGUCGAGCAUUCAGAACUUUUGGCAACACUAAUAUUCUACAUUUGAUUACAUUACCUACAACAAUUCCUUUAGAAAAUUAUUUUUAUAAUAAUUAUAAUAAAGCUGCUAUUGUAUUAAAUCUUCAUAAAAACAAUGACGAUCCUCCGGAAAAGGUCUCACUUCUUAUGUCUCAUCUAAUUGACAUGGCGAAUAAGUUUAAAAACUCGCACAUUACCAAACAUUUAAUUAUAAACAAGAAUUUAUCUAUACCUGAAUUAUCGCUUGAUAACGUCAAAAUACAAAUACAUUACAAAAGAGUAUACCACUCAUUCCCAUCCCUCGAACCUAAACUCAAUAACUUGCGUGUUUCAACACACAAGACAUUAAAAAAAAAUUCAAAUAUUAUUGUCGACUUGACUGAAUCUGACUCCGAAGAUGCUAUUAAUAAGACAUACACUUUAUUAAAACACAAUAAUAGAAUUGCAGAAUUGACUGCUGAAAACAGCACACAGACAGAUCCAAUACCUGUUAAAAUGUCACAUAAUUGCAUAACUCAAACAGAAAAUAAUGUGAUACCAGAAUUUAUAACUAUUGAUGAUGACAGUAUUUCAAUUAAAAAUGAAAAGGAAAGUGUAACGUGCACAGACACGAUUGCUAUUGUUAAUAAUCGGCCAAAUCGUACAAAUGAAAAAAUUACACAAGAUACUACAAUUGUUGAUAGAAAAUUCAACAAUUGUGAUAUUUUUAAAGCAAAAGUAACCAUUGUUGGUGGGUACAAUUUACCGAUGGUUAAACUAAAUGGUGACACUAUACCUUCAGCACCGACUACAUAUGUAAUCAUGGAAGCUUAUGGCAGCAGUAGUUUCUCGACAUCAUCUGUUGUACAACAAACAAACCCCAUUUGGAACAGUGAAUGGACGGUUCUUAUACCGAAGAAUAAUUUAAUAGAGGGAAAAUGGUUAAUAUUUGAGUUAUGGUGUAAGAAGUAUAAAAAUGAAUAUGCAGGACAUGAUCCAAAACGAGACAUGCGACUUGGAUUUAUUAUAAUAGAUUUAUCUAACCUUAAGUAUGAUCUCAGUAAAAAUUGUGGGUUAUAUGAUGUCAUAAGUGAAACUGAAGAACACCAUGGAAAAAUUAAAGUUAUGAUAAAUCAAAUUAAUUGUGCCAAUCCAUGUAUAAAUAACAGUUGUGUACCUCAACCAAUUAAUGAAAGAAAUAUUAUUCAAAUCAAAAACAAAAGUAUAAGCCAAAAAUCAACUGACGACCUCAUAAAUGAAAUGAUCGGAAAAAUACAAAUUGAAGAUAAUUUUCACUCGGAAACAAGAAAUCCUAGAAACACUGUUACAGUGAGAGAUGAAAAAUUCAAUCAACACAUAGAUCUAACUGAAGAUUCCCUCCAAAAGUUCAGCAAGAGUCAAUUAAAGAAUACAGGUGCCAAAUCCAGUUUAAAUGGUUGUCUUUAUAAUAACGAUAAUAUAUUUGACAAUAUGGGAACUAUAAGUUCAGUUACGUCUUGGACUAGUUCUUCGGAUGAUAUAUUAUGUUCAAAUAAUUCUCAGAUUGUGAACAAUAUUCUAAGUAACAAAACCAAAAUGAAUCGAAUAAAACAAAUUAUUCGAGGUUAA
Messenger RNA from Macrosiphum euphorbiae (potato aphid), 3453 nucleotides. The record is from the annotation of a GenBank genome assembly. Lineage: Eukaryota; Metazoa; Arthropoda; Insecta; Hemiptera; Aphididae.